Messenger RNA from Ascoidea rubescens DSM 1968, 204 nucleotides. RefSeq lists its product as uncharacterized. NCBI's taxonomy places the organism in Eukaryota, Fungi, Ascomycota, Saccharomycetes, Ascoideales, Ascoideaceae. The transcript has a single exon. Bases 10 to 189 code for a protein of 59 amino acids. The record is from RefSeq and is a predicted model, not a curated record.
CGGAUUUAGAUGUGGAGGUUGAAUAGUUGGAGAACAAUUUGUCUUGAAAAUUCGGUUUUUUCUUUCUGGUUAAAGGUUUCUUUUGAUAUUUUUGUUUUUAACCCUUAUUCCUUCAGAAAUUUAAUUCCAAAAAUUGUAUUGAUUUGUAUUGAAUUAUAUUACUUUGUAUUACCUUGUAUCAAUUUGUGAAUUCCUUUAAAUGUG